This is a messenger RNA of Meleagris gallopavo (turkey), 1616 nucleotides long. It is a transcript of the gene EGFL7, whose product is annotated as EGF like domain multiple 7. Gene Ontology annotation, cellular component: cell surface; extracellular region. Gene Ontology annotation, biological process: anatomical structure development. The record is from RefSeq and is a predicted model, not a curated record. Gene Ontology annotation, molecular function: calcium ion binding; signaling receptor binding. Lineage: Eukaryota; Metazoa; Chordata; Aves; Galliformes; Phasianidae.
CAUCCCAAGGGCUCGCAGGGCUGAUCCCUGUCCCGGCAACUCACUGCACUGUCCUGCAGGAGUUUGCUGUCGGAAUGAGCUCAGGGAGAUCACGGGGGCACAGUGGGACCCUAUGGAGCGGUGUGAUGUGUUGGGUGUCCGGGGGAAGGAGAUGCAGAACCAGACACAGUCUGUAUUAGCACAGAGAGAUAAAUUUGCCCUGGUCACUGCACCGGUGAUGGGAGAUUUCACGGUAGCCUGGGAAGGGCUGGGGCUUCGCAGGGAUCUCCCUGCCUCGCCGUUAAUCCCUUGCCCACCCAGGAGAGCCGCCCUGCGACGGGGUCGGGGACCUCGUAGCGCGGUGCGGGGCCGUCCGGGCGCUCUGCAGAGUUCGCCGCUGAGCAGCAAGCCAUGCAGUAGGAGCCCAUGCUUCCCACCGAGGAGUGAGCCUGGUGUGUGCCACACAGCCCAGAGUGCUGCAGGGAGGAGACAGGACAUGCACCGAAUCAGCUGCCUUCUUUCGGGACUCGCCUUCAUCCUCAGUGCCACCAGCACAGACAGUUUUGCCCGGGUGGGCCGCAGGACCUGCGCUGCGGAGCCGCGGAGCCGCACAGCUGCCCACACCGAGUCCCACGUGCAGCCCGUGUAUCUGCCCUACCUCACCACCUGCCAGGGCCACCGCCUGUGCAGCACCUACAGGACCAUCUAUAAGGUUGCCUACCGGCAGGUGUACAAACAGGUACCUCAGCCUGUGGUCUCGUGCUGUCCUGGAUGGAGCAGAACCAGCAGCUACCAGCUCAGCUGCAACACAGCUCUGUGCCAGUUGCCAUGCCAGAAUGGCGGCCGCUGCACCUUCCCUGGAAGAUGUGCCUGCCCACCCGGCUGGAUGGGGCCUUCCUGCCAGACAGAUGCAGAUGAAUGCGCCAGCCGAAGCCAUGGGUGCAGCCAGCUCUGCGUCAAUACAGCUGGGAGCUUCCAUUGUGCCUGCUGGGAUGGCUUUAGCCUCGCUGCUGAUAAUAAGGCAUGCCAGCCCGUGGUGCCAGGCCCUGAGCCAGGAACCUUCAGCCAAGCAGAUUCCUCCAGUGAAAUGAAGGAAGAAAUGAAAGACCUAAAGAACAGAGUGGAAGCACUGGAGCAGAAACUCCAGUUGGUGCUGGCUCCCUUCCACAACCUCAUGCCAUCUGCACCAGAGGACGUUGGCACAGACCCCAUCAGCCGACUGUCCCACUCUCUUCAGCAACUGGAUAGAAUUGACUCCUUGAGCGAGCAGAUCUCCUUCCUGGAGGAGCGGCUGGAGACAUGUUCCUGCAAGAAUGAACUCUAGCUGAGCACCCAAAGAAUCAGAACAGGCAGACUGCAUCUGUACUUGUCUCUCUCUCCAGCCCCAGGCUGGGGCUGAAGACACAUCAUCUCCAGGAAGACGCAGGGUAGAAUGAGAAGGCUGGUUUCCCAUCAGAUGCCCAGUAUUUUCUUUUCCAACUCACCUUAUCAAAGGUCAUGAAGUUACUUCCAAACUGGACUUUUAAGCCUGAGCAUCUCACCCCACUCCUGCUGGAGAGGCAGAAAAUAAAUGCCUUACCUCAUGCCAUUAGCAGUGCCUGUCUGGCUGUGCCAGAGAUUGGCUCUACACAAAUUCA